Molecule: messenger RNA, 2052 nt
Organism: Trichechus manatus latirostris (Florida manatee)
Lineage: Eukaryota; Metazoa; Chordata; Mammalia; Sirenia; Trichechidae
Gene: RGS9
Product: regulator of G protein signaling 9
Exons: 19
Coding region: 1-2052 (683 amino acids)
Biological process (GO): G protein-coupled receptor signaling pathway; regulation of G protein-coupled receptor signaling pathway; intracellular signal transduction
Cellular component (GO): plasma membrane; cytoplasm; neuron projection
Molecular function (GO): GTPase activator activity
Source: RefSeq, a predicted model, not a curated record
AUGACAAUCCGACACCAAGGCCAGCAGUACAGGCCGAGGAUGGCCUUUCUCCAAAAGAUUGAAGGACUAGUGAAGGACAUGCAGAGCCCAGAGACGGGGGUCCGAAUGCAGAACCAGAGGGUCCUGGUCACCAACGUCCCUCAUGCCAUGACAGGAAGUGAUGUUCUACAGUGGAUCAUCGAUCGGCUGUGGAUCUCCAAUAUGGAGGCCCAGAACUUGGGCAACUUUAUUGUCAAGUAUGGCUACAUUUAUCCCCUGCAAGACCCCAAGAAUCUUGUUCUCAAGCCUGAUGGCAGCCUCUACCGAUUUCAGACGCCAUAUUUCUGGCCCACCCAGCAGUGGCCAGCUGAAGAUACAGACUACGCCAUCUAUCUAGCCAAGCGAAAUAUCAAGAAGAAAGGGAUUUUAGAAGAAUAUGAGAAGGAAAAUUACAAUUUCUUGAACAAGAAGAUUAACUACAAGUGGGACUUUGUCAUUAUGCAGGCCAAAGAGCAGUACAGGGCUGGAAAAGAAAGGAACAAAGCAGACAGGUAUGCCCUGGAUUGCCAGGAGAAGGCAUAUUGGCUGGUCCACCGAUGCCCUCCAGGAGUGAACAAUGUGCUGGACUACGGCCUGAACCGAGUGACCAAUCCAGAUGAAGUUAAGAAACAAACGAUCACAGCUGUGAAAAAAGAGAUCAUGUAUUACCAACAGGCCUUGAUGAGGUCCACGGUGAAGUCUUCGGUGUCUCUUGGAGGGAUUGUCAAGUACAGUGAGCAGUUCUCUUCCAACGAUGCCAUCAUGUCAGGCUGCCUCCCCAGCAAUCCCUGGAUAACAGAUGACACCCAGUUCUGGGAUUUAAAUGCCAAACUGGUGGAGAUCCCAACCAAGAUGCGAGUGGAACGAUGGGCCUUCAACUUCAGCGAAUUGAUCCGAGACCCCAAGGGCCGACAGAGUUUCCAGUACUUUCUCAAGAAAGAAUUCAGCGGGGAGAAUCUGGGAUUCUGGGAAGCCUGUGAGGACCUGAAGUACGGAGAUCAGUCCAAGGUCAAGGAGAAGGCGGAAGAGAUUUACAAGCUAUUCCUGGCCCCAGGGGCAAGGCGAUGGAUAAACAUAGACGGCAAGACCAUGGACAUCACGGUCAAGGGGCUGAGGCAUCCCCACCGCUACGUGCUGGAUGCUGCCCAAACCCACAUCUACAUGCUCAUGAAGAAGGAUUCUUAUGCUCGCUACUUAAAAUCUCCAAUCUAUAAGGAAAUGCUGGCCAAGGCUAUUGAGCCUCAGGAAACCACCAAGAAAAGCUCGAGCCUCCCAUUUAUGCGGCGCCACCUCCGCUCCAGCCCAAGCCCCGUCAUCCUGAGGCAGCUGGAAGAAGAAGCCAGGGCGCGAGAAGCAGCCAACACCGUGGACAUCACCCAGCGGCUCCAGCACAGCACUCCCAGCCCCCACUUGGCUGUGUACGCGGGGACCUGCGUGCCCCCCUCGCCUUCCAGCCCCUUCUCCUCAUCCUGCCGCUCCCCGAGGAGGCCCUUCCCCUCACCUGGCCGCUUCCGAAGGCCCAGCAGCACCAUCUGCCCCUCGCCCAUUAGGGUGGCCUUGGGCAGCUCCCCGGGCCUGGAGCAGGAGGGUGAGGCCAGCGGGUCCAGCGCCCGCCAUGGGCCCUCCGUCGCCAAGGGCAGCGAGGCCUCCAUGGACUCGGAGCUGAGCUCAGGGUGCCCCCGGCCCCACGCCCAGCCCAGGGCGCCACCCAAGGCCGGCGUGGCUCUGUCCUUCAGCAGAUUUCUGAGGCGCGGCUGUUUGACCUCACCCGUCUUUGCCAGGCUCUCGCCCAAGUGCCCUCCUGUGCCCCAUGGCAAGGUGCAGCCCCUGGGGGAUGGGGGCCAGCAGCUGCCCCGGCUGAGACCCAAGAAGGUGGCCAACUUUUUCCAGAUCAAAAUGGACGUGCCUAUGGGGAGCGGGACCUGCCUGAUGGACUCGGAGAAGGAUGGCGCGGCGGGCGAGUCGAAUGACCGGGCCAUGGAAAAGGAAGUCAUCUGUCCCUGGGAGAGCCUGGCCGAGGGGAAAGCAGGCUGA